AUGAACAUCCUGACCCUUGACAGCUUUGAUCUGCGCGGCAAGACCGUAUUUCUCCGGGUGGACAUGAACUGCCCAAUGGAUCCAACAACCAUGAAGAUCGCAGGACUUGGAAGGAUCGAGGAGGCCUGCGAGACCAUAAGGUGCCUUGGUGACGCAAAGGUCGUGGUGGCCUCCCACCAGGGAAGGGUGGGCAACAGGGACUACACCGGGAUGCGCGAGCAUGCCCUGGCGCUAGAGGAUCUUCUUGGAAAGAAGAUAAAGUAUGUCGAGGACACCAUCGGCCAGGCGGCGCAGAAGGAGAUCAAGAGCCUGCACAACGGAGAGAUCCUGCUGCUGGACAACCUCCGACUCUGCGCAGAGGAGAACUACGAGUUCUCCCCAAAGGCUGCAGCCAAGACCAUAAUGGUAAGGAGGCUGGCGGGCCUCUUUGAUCUGUGCAUACUGGACUCGUUUCCGAGCGCCCACAGAUCCCAUCCCUCAAUAGUGGGAUUCCCACAGGUGCUGCCCGCCUGCGCAGGCAGGAGCGUCGAGAGGGAGGUUCGCCGUCUGGAUGAAAUAAUUACCGUUGCCAAGGCGCCCCACGUCAUAGUCCUGGGAGGAUCCAAGGUGGGCGACAGGCUGGAGUCCGUCAAGAUGCUGAUCAGGACCGGCAGGGCGGAUCACGUGCUGCUCACAGGAGUCAUAGGAAAUGUCUUCAUGAGGGCCCAGGGCAGGAUAAAGUCCCCCCUGGGAAUCAAGCACGAGGACGAGGCAGUGGCAAAGGCGCACGCCCUCAUCGGCGAGUAUCCUGAUGUCUUCUCCACCCCGGUGGAUGUGGCAGUAGACCAUGCGGGCAGAAGGGUGGAGAUGGAUGUCCGCGAGCUGGAUCGCGAUGACAAGAUCCUGGAUCUCGGGCCCAAGACGGUAAGGCACUACAGCAGGCUGAUUGCCGGCGCCGGCACCGUCUUCAUCAGCGGGCCUGCGGGACUCUUCGAGAACGAGCAGUUCAGCUUUGGAACCAAGUCGCUACUGGAGGGCGUGGCAUCAUCCAUCGCUACCACCAUAGUGAGCGGGGGCCAUCUCACGUCGGCGCUAAAAAGGUACGGCCUGAUAGACAAGAUAGACCAUGUUAGUACCGCCGGGGGCGCGCUUGUGCUCUACCUGACGGGUCAGAGGCUUCCCAUGAUGGAGGCCCUGGAAGACGCGGCAAGACGGCACUAG
Geodia barretti is the source of this 1200-nucleotide messenger RNA. Lineage: Eukaryota; Metazoa; Porifera; Demospongiae; Tetractinellida; Geodiidae. The record is from the annotation of a GenBank genome assembly.